GCUUUGAUUUGAGCAUCUGUAUCUACACUAAUUUUAUCAGGCCUGCACGCUCUUUCCACCGCCUAUGCCUAUAUAUGCACGUUACAUGCCCCUAUAAUUUUGCGCUCUCGCACCGAUAACAACCAGCUCUACUGUUCUAUUCUGUGUGUCGGUGUGUGUGUGUGUGUGUGUGUGAGAGAGAGAGAGAGAGAGAGAGAGAGAGAGAGACAGAUGGCGGUUCAGAGCAAUGGGAGCUCGGAAUCUUUCGUUAAGAUUCCUGAGAUAAAGUUUAAGAAGCUGUUCAUCAAUGGAGAAUUUGUUGAUUCCAUUUCAGGGAAAACAUUUGAGACCAUAGAUCCAAGAACAGGGGAAGUUAUAGCAAGAAUUGCAGAAGGAGAUAAGGAAGAUGUUGAUUUGGCUGUCAAGGCCGCCCGUGAUGCUUUUGACCAUGGCCCCUGGCCUCGCUUAUCUGGAUAUGCUAGGGGAAGGAUAAUGAUGAAAUUUGCCGACUUAAUUGACGAAAAUGUGCAAGAAUUGGCCAUCUUGGAUACCAUUGAUGCCGGGAAGUUGUUCGAUUCGGGCAAGACAGUGGACAUUCCUAGCGCAGCGGGUACUCUGCGUUACUAUGCAGGCGCAGCAGAUAAAAUUCAUGGAGAGACAUUGAAAAUGUCAAGAGAGCUUCAAGCAUACACACUGCUCGAACCCAUUGGUGUUGUAGGACAUAUCAUACCUUGGAACUUCCCAAGCUUAAUGUUCUUCAUGAAGGUUAGCCCGGCCUUAGCUGCCGGGUGUACCAUGGUUGUGAAGCCUGCGGAACAGACCCCUCUUUCGGCUCUCUACUAUGCCCAUUUGGCUAAGCUUGCUGGUAUCCCUGAUGGAGUGAUCAAUGUGAUAACAGGAUUUGGACACGCUGCUGGUGCUGCUAUUAGCUCUCAUAUGGACAUUGAUAAAGUUAGUUUUACAGGGUCAACGGAAGUAGGACGUCUAGUAAUGCAGGCUGCAGCGACGAGCAAUUUGAAAUCUGUUUCACUUGAAUUGGGUGGCAAGUCCCCUCUUAUAAUUUUUAAUGACGCUGAUGUUGAUAAGGCUGUUGAUCUUGCUCUCUUGGGCAUUCUGUAUAACAAGGGGGAAAUUUGUGUGGCAAGUUCUCGUGUUUUCGUUCAGGAAGGGAUUUAUGAUAAAUUUGUGAAUAAGUUGGCAGACAAGGCAAAAACAUGGGUAGUUGGGGAUCCUUUUGAUCCGAGUGUCCGUCAAGGACCCCAGGUGGAUAAGAAACAGUUUGAUAAAAUACUUUCAUACAUUGAGCAUGGAAAGAGAGAAGGCGCCACCUUAUUAACUGGUGGUAAGCCUUGUGGGGAGAAAGGAUACUUCAUAGAGCCAACAGUUUUUGUCGAUGUUAUGGACAAUAUGGUAAUAGCGAAAGAUGAAAUUUUUGGUCCCGUUAUGUCACUCAUGAAGUUCAAGACGAUUAAUGAGGCAAUUGAGAGAGCUAACGGCACCAGAUAUGGGCUAGCGGCAGGCAUUGUGACCAAUGACUUGAACGUGGCCAACACCGUCUCAAGAUCAAUCCGUGCUGGUGUUAUUUGGAUUAAUUGUUAUUUUGCUUUCGACCGAGAUUGUCCUUAUGGAGGCUAUAAGAUGAGUGGGUUUGGGAGAGACUUCGGAUUGGAUGCCCUUCACAAGUAUCUCCAAACUAAGUCUGUAGUCACCCCUAUAUAUAAUUCUCCCUGGCUGUGAAUGUGUAUACCUGUUCUCUCAAUAAAUUCAGCUUUGUAUCAUCGUUUUAUUGUCAAUACCAAACUCUACAGAUUUUAAUUUUAAGAAA
Cornus florida is the source of this 1804-nucleotide messenger RNA. Its product is annotated as aldehyde dehydrogenase family 2 member C4-like. Gene Ontology annotation, molecular function: aldehyde dehydrogenase (NAD+) activity. NCBI's taxonomy places the organism in Eukaryota, Viridiplantae, Streptophyta, Magnoliopsida, Cornales, Cornaceae. The transcript is spliced from 9 exons. The record is from RefSeq and is a predicted model, not a curated record. The coding region runs from base 211 to 1716 and encodes 501 amino acids.